UGAAAGACCUCACAAACAAAAAGCUCAUUAAAGAAACCAACUUUUUAUUUAAUUUUUAUUUUGUUUUUAUUUUAUUAUAACAAAAAAGUUGUCGUCUUCUUCUUCAAUACUCUACCAAUCCCCCUCAACCUUGCACAAAGGCUCCAAACUCCCAAGAUAAAUUAAAGCAAACUACCCUUCAAAUUCUAAAGCAUUUGGAGGAGGAAGCUUUUUUUUCCCAGAAGGAGCAGGUGCACGACGCCGUUUUGUGAUUUUCCGGCGCCAUUGAGAGGAUGAGCGCUUCUAGGUUCAUAAAGUGUGUCACCGUCGGCGAUGGCGCCGUCGGGAAAACGUGUAUGCUCAUCUCUUACACCAGCAACACAUUCCCCACUGAUUAUGUGCCAACAGUGUUUGACAAUUUUAGUGCUAAUGUGGUAGUGGAUGGAAGUACAGUUAAUCUAGGACUGUGGGAUACUGCAGGUCAAGAAGAUUACAAUAGACUGAGGCCAUUGAGCUACCGUGGGGCUGAUGUAUUUCUUCUUGCAUUUUCUCUUAUCAGCAAAGCCAGUUAUGAAAAUGUUUCGAAAAAAUGGAUUCCAGAAUUGAGGCAUUAUGCUCCCGGUGUGCCAAUUAUUCUCGUUGGAACAAAGCUGGAUCUUCGAGAUGAUAAGCAAUUUUUUCUAGACCAUCCUGGUGCAGUGCCUAUCACAACAGCCCAGGGAGAAGAGCUGAAAAAGCAGAUUGGAGCAGCUGCUUAUAUUGAGUGUAGUGCAAAAACACAGCAGAACAUAAAGGCUGUGUUCGAUGCUGCGAUCAAAGUGGUACUCCAGCCACCUAAGCAGAAGAAGAGAAAGAAGAGAAAGUCUCAGAAAGGUUGUUCAAUACUAUAACAAGGUGAAGGGAGAUAUUGGCUUCAGAAGUCCAUUCAGCAGUUCUGUUGCAUUUUCCUGCAAAUUAGAUAGUGGGAUGUUCUAUAGAUGCUAAUAGUUUGUGACUGACAGAACACUGAGGGGCUCUCGCUCUUAGUAGCUUCAGGUGGUGGAUUGGUUUAUUUCAACAUUGUUGUGAUAUGUAUAUCAUUAUUCCCGCUAUGUUUCUAAACCAAGGAGAGAAAAGUUGUGUGUAAAAUUUGUUUGUUUCAUGAGCAUGUAGUAUUACAAGUUAUUUGUAAACGAAGCUCUAAGAGGCUUAUACAUAAACUACUGCAUUCGGUUGUAUUAUAUGUUAAUUUGUAACUUGAAGUAAA
Messenger RNA from Spinacia oleracea (spinach), 1225 nucleotides. Its product is annotated as rac-like GTP-binding protein 5. Gene Ontology annotation, biological process: small GTPase-mediated signal transduction. The transcript has 8 exons. NCBI's taxonomy places the organism in Eukaryota, Viridiplantae, Streptophyta, Magnoliopsida, Caryophyllales, Amaranthaceae. The record is from RefSeq and is a predicted model, not a curated record. Gene Ontology annotation, molecular function: GTPase activity; GTP binding. Bases 273 to 869 code for a protein of 198 amino acids.